This is a messenger RNA of Plodia interpunctella (Indianmeal moth), 3077 nucleotides long. It is a transcript of the gene Not11, whose product is annotated as CCR4-NOT transcription complex subunit 11. NCBI's taxonomy places the organism in Eukaryota, Metazoa, Arthropoda, Insecta, Lepidoptera, Pyralidae. The coding region runs from base 124 to 1554 and encodes 476 amino acids. Gene Ontology annotation, cellular component: CCR4-NOT complex. The transcript is spliced from 10 exons. The record is from RefSeq and is a predicted model, not a curated record.
UAUGUCAAUAAUAUUUUGUGUUCCUGUUUUGUUGAACUAAAUCGGAAUGAAGAUAUUUAUUUGAAUUCAAUUCAUCAUUAAUAAAGUAAUUAGUAUAAUACCUAGCUUAUUAUAUGUACAAAUAUGUCACAAACACAGCAGCAGCUAUUAAAUGAAAAUAGUAAAUAUAUUCUAGACUUGUUUUCUGAACAAACCGUUGAUUCACAAAGCUUGGAUUCCAUAUGUGCUCAAGUACAGAAGAGAUUUCCAAAAUCGGAACAUUUUAAUUUGUGCCUCCUCCUCUCAUCCCUCAUCACCGGCGGAGACCUGUCGCUCCCCGGACAGCGUGUGGUAGCCCUUGCACUCCUGUUCGACGUCUACAAGUUAGACAACCCAUUCAGUCCGUUGUUCCUGUACUUGCUUGAAGGGAAACCUGGGUUGUUGCCAUUGCUGCCGCAAGAGCGACUGUUUAUAGGACAAUUGCAUGGAUUCUUGCCUAUUAAUGUUAAGGAUGUGAUGAAGAAGUCGGCCAAGCAGGUGAUGCUAACAGAAAUGACUCCCAAAGACCUGGAGUAUGACUACAGCCCGUUGCAAGCAGUAGUCGCAGAGCGGGUGUCGGAAAUGAGCUCCAUGGCCCGAGCAACAGCUCCAGCGUUGAUUCCUCUUAGUGAUGGGAGCCCACCAAACAGGAUGGCAAUGAAGGAGCUGCUGGAAGCUCUGAUGGGCAACGACUACAUGCCGCUGCAUCGCACGCUGAAGGCAGCCGGGCCCAUCCCUCCGCCUAGCUUCUUGAUCGACUCCGAUAUACCUUUUGCUGAUGAGGCAGUAUGGAAGAACCUGGUGAACCGCGGUGCGUACAUACCUUUAUACGAUACGGAUUGCGAUGGAUUAACCGGCCUCAAACCUGAGAGGGAACGGAGACACAACCAGACUGCUAGCAGUAAGCAAGAAGAAAAGAAAGAGAAGCAGCAAGAAGAGAAGAAGUCCGAAGAGAAAGAGCCAGUGAGCGUAGUGAGCGAGGCUAAGGAACUGACUCAGUUGUCACUGAAGGCGGCUCUCAGUGUACCGCAACAACAGAGAUUGUUGGCUUUGCUGGAUCUACAUCCGGACACUGUGUAUGAGAUUGGAUUGACUCCACAACAGCUCCCAGACUUGGUAGAAAAUAAUCCGAUGGUAGCAAUUUCUGUGCUCCUCAAACUGAUCCACUCGCAGCACAUCACGGAGUACUUCAGUGUGCUCGUCAACAUGGAGAUGUCGCUGCAUUCUAUGGAAGUUGUCAAUAGGUUAUCGACAUCAGUGGAUCUGCCAGUAGACUUUGUCCAUUUAUACAUCAGCAACUGCAUAUCUACCUGUGAGACUAUCAGAGACAGGUACAUGCAGAAUCGGCUGGUGCGACUAGUGUGUGUGUUCCUGCAAUCGCUCAUCAGGAACAAGAUCAUCAAUGUAAAGGAGCUAUUCAUAGAAGUGGAAGCGUUCUGUAUAGAGUUCAGCCGCAUCCGAGAGGCGGCGGCCCUGUUCCGGCUGCUGAAGCAGCUGGACUCGGGCGAGGCCCACAAGGACGGCAAGGAGAACUGACCUCGACCUCUGCGGGGGCGCGGGGGCGCGGGGCUCGAGACCAAACCUAUAUACACGGCGGACGAGCGUAAAUAAGAUAGAUUUCAUACAAGCCGGCCUAAUACAAUUUUACAAUAGGCUAGUUGACAAAUUUUUGCCUUGAUUACUAUUCGAAGGCCCUUAUAUUAUUAGAAAAUCCUGACAGGGUCGCCAUGUGUUGUUGGGCGAUAAGUAGUGUUGAGAUGAUACUGAAUGUUUAUUACAGAUUAAACACUCUUAUAUGUAUGACUUAACCUACACUACACACCAGUGAAAAAACUUAACUUACUGUGAUAAUUGCAAUACUUUCAAAAAUAUGUCAAAAAUAAAAUCAACUCAUUUUUGGACUCAUCCAAACGCUCCAUACUAAAUGAUAUGUAAGAGUGACGUCACAACGUGCUAAAAUGUUCGCUGAGAAAGCUAUAUUUGUUCGACAGCUACAUUACAUAUUACGUUUAUGGAAUGGCUUCGUAAUAAAAGUUGUUACAACAUCUUUGUUUUUUUUACGAUGGUUAAAUAUAUUUUUCUAAUUUCAUAUUUUUUGAAAAUGGACUUAACUUGGAUAAAUGGAUUUAACUUUCCAACCAACUGGUUGGAAACAACCAGUUGGUUGGAAAGUUAAAUCUUCAUAUUUCGAUCCAGCUGCAUUGUAACAGUGUAUGAAUUAUCAUAAUGAUCUUAAAUAUAUCUAUAUCAUCUAGUUUAUAUAUUUAUUUACCUCUGACCUUGUCAACUACCCUAUUGGUAGAUUGGGCCGGACACGUGAUGAGUUGUAAAAUAUGUCAGCGCUCUGUCUCGUUUCUUCUCAUGUAUGUCUAAUAAGCUCAUCUCUUUUUUAUAUGAGCGAAAUGGAAAUGACGGGGUCUAUAGCUUUCUCUGUCUACAGGCGGGUUAAUCUAACUGCCGCAGGUUAAUCGAACUUGAUAAUAGAAGAUGGCUAGAUGUGACAGUAGGGCUUACAAGGCCCCCUCCUGGACUAUAAUAGUCAUUUUAUUUCAGGUAAUAAAAUAGGAACAGUAUAAAACCCUAAUAUUUAAGCUAGUGUAUACGUCUUUAAUAAAAAACGACCUAUAUAGGUACUAUGGCCUUCCAAAAUGUAUUCAACUUACGUAAGCACUUGCCGAAGUGUACAAAUGCUCCUCUGAUUAACUAUAGUUUUAGUUUUACAUUGUUACCUAUUUAGGAUAGACUUAAUUUAGGUAUCUCUCCGCCAGUAGGUUACAAUUUUACAAACUUUUAUGUAUGACUAGUAAUAAUAGCAUUAUUUAGAUUUGUGUUUUAUUUUGAAAAUCCUAAAUGAUAUGUUGUUUAGCCUUGUCAAAAUACAUAAUAUAUAAAAAAGUAAAAAGAUUUCACUUGACACGUGUAAAGUAGAAAUGUUUUUUACCAACAAAACUGUGAUGUAUGAAUAAUAUUCGUAUGUUUUGUGAGUUCUACUCACUCACCUCGCGAUAUGUAAGUUUAGGUAAUUUUUACCAUUGAAUAAAUAAAUUUUUCGCCUAUUA